UAGUGGGGCUGGAUGGUGCCAGAUGACACACAAACAGCGGCAGGUCUAUGGGAGAUCAGAUGAUAUAUAUGCCGAGGCCAUAACCAGAGCAGCUAAGGAAGGGGACGCUGUGCGGCCAGAUGAUGCUGUUUUGCUUUCAUUCUUGGUGGGAGCGACUGUGCCCGCUGGGUGAGCCAUAAGCCGCUAGCCCCGGAGCCCAGAGAGUCACCUUGCUGAGUGCGGGGGAUUGUGAGGCGCUGCCGGAUCAGCAGGGAAGCUUAGGGCAAAUCAUCUGUGCGGAUCUACAAGGGUUACAUGAAAGGCGGAGCUACAAAUCCAAUAUCUGACACUUGUUUAUUUUGGACUAAGGACCUCAGCUGUUUACCUCUGUCAGCGAACCCUGAAUGAAUGAGCACAGGCAGGGACAUCUGACCAGCAGACGCUUCUAAGCUCUAAGCCAAGGAGGGCCUGAGAGGCCGAGGACAGAACAGCCAAAAUGAGAAGCAGGAGUAAUUCAGGGGUCAGACUUGAUGGCUACGCCAGGCUUAUUCAGCAGACCAUACUUUGUCACCAGAACCCAGUCACAGGCCUUCUUCCUGCUAGCAAAGAGCAAAAAGAUGCCUGGGUGCGAGACAAUGUGUACAGUAUUCUGGCUGUGUGGGGACUGGGAAUGGCGUAUCGCAAAAAUGCUGACCGGGAUGAGGACAAAGCCAAAGCAUAUGAACUAGAGCAGAGUGUUGUAAAGCUGAUGAGAGGAAUCUUGCACUGCAUGAUAAGACAGGUGGAUAAAGUUGAGAAAUUCAAACACACGCAGAGUACAAAAGAUUGUCUGCAUGCCAAGUACAACACGGCAACGUGCAGUACUAUAGUUGGUGAUGACCAGUGGGGACACCUCCAAGUAGAUGCUACCUCCCUAUUCCUGUUGUGCUUGGCACAAAUGACUGCUGCAGGCUUACGCAUUGUGUUUACACUGAAUGAAGUUGCCUUUAUACAGAAUCUUGUUUUUUACAUUGAAGCUGCUUAUAAAGUUGCUGAUUAUGGAAUGUGGGAGCGAGGAGACAAAACAAAUCAAGGAAUUCCUGAGCUAAAUGCAAGCUCUGUGGGCAUGGCAAAGGCUGCUCUGGAAGCUAUAGAUGAACUUGAUCUGUUUGGCGCUCAUGGGGGACCCAAAUCUGUGAUUCAUGUUCUACCUGAUGAUGUAGAACACUGUCAGUCAAUCCUUUAUUCAAUGUUGCCUCGGGCCUCCACCUCCAAAGAAAUUGAUGCUGGCCUCCUCUCCAUCAUUUCAUAUCCUGCUUUUGCUGUUGAGGACAUAAAUCUGGUUAAUGUGACCAAAAAUGAAAUAAUCACUAAACUCCAGGGAAGAUAUGGCUGCUGUCGCUUUCUCAGAGAUGGCUUUAAAACACCAAGAGAGGACCCCACCAGAUUGCACUAUGACUCUACUGAACUCAAACUCUUUGAGAAUAUUGAAUGUGAAUGGCCUUUGUUCUGGACAUAUUUACUUAUUGAUGGAAUUUUUAAUGGGGAUCAGGUUCAGAUGCAAGAAUAUCGGGAAGCUCUGGAGGGAAUUCUCAUAAGAGGAAAGAAUGGAAUUCGUCUUGUGCCAGAACUUUAUGCUGUUCCUACUGACAAGAUAGAAGAAGAGUACCAUAACCCGCAUACAGUUGACCGCAGACCUUUGGGGAAGAUACCUCACCUAUGGGGACAAUCACUGUACAUACUGGGCUCUCUUUUAGCUGAGGGAUUUCUAGCACCAGGAGAAGUAGAUCCGUUGAACAGAAGAUUCUCUACAGUUUUUAAGCCUGAUGUUGUGGUGCAAGUUUCAGUUCUAGCAGAGUCUAAAGAGAUAAAGAAAAUGCUCAAAAACCAUGGCCUUGAAGUUCAGAGCUUUAGUGAUGUCCGGCCAAUCAGAGUGCAGCCAGCUAGGAUUUUGAGCCACCUGUAUGCCAAGCUUGGGCAUAAUAAAGCCAUGAAGCUUAGUGGCCGCCCAUACCGUCACAUAGGUGUUCUAGGGACGUCUAAACUGUACAUGAUCAGGAACCAGAUCUUUACUUUUACACCCCAGUUUACAGAUCAGCACCACUUCUAUCUAGCCCUCGACAGCAGAAUGAUUGUGGAGAUGCUUAGAACUGAACUGGCCUAUUUAACUUCCUGCUGGAGGAUGACUGGGAGACCAACGCUAACCUUUCCCAUUACCCAUUCUAUGCUCAAUGAAGAUGGCUCUGAUAUUGAUCCUGCUAUUCUUUCUACAAUUAGAAAGAUGGAAGAUGGAUAUUUUGGUGGCGCAAGGGUGAAGCUUGGAAAGUUAUCAGAUUUUCUUACUACAUCUUUCUACACUCAUCUAAGUUUUCUGGAUUCUGACUGUGAUGGAAAGCUUUUUGAUGAUGUAGAUGACGAAUGUUAUAGUCCCGUCAAUGACUAUGAAGUGGAGUUAUUUUCGAAUACAGAGUGUGAGAAAGGUAAUAUAACUAAAGAGGAAGUUCAGGAUGAGCUUGAUCAGUAUAUAAAUCAACUGCAGCAAAGCAUGGCUUCAACAUCUUACCUCCCUCCUAUCUCCAGUCACUCCGGCACAUACCAUGCCUUCAGCACACUCCAUUCCACCCGGGAUAUUCUAUCGAUAAUGGCUAAAUCUAAAGGCCUGGAUGUACCAAAUUCCUCCCUAUUUCUUCCUGCUAAAAAUCUGAGUGCUCAUCGGAGAUCUUUAAAUCUGUUAGAGGUCCCACAACUACACAAACACCAGAAUCAUGAAACUGAAUUAAAUUUACCAAAAGAUGCCCAUGGGGAUAUUGACUGCCACAAGCUGCUGGAUAAACUCAAGGAAUGCCCAACUCUUCAAGACCAAGCCGAUAUUCUUUAUAUACUGUGUGUGAUAAAAGGACUGGACUGGGAUACAGGGCUGAAUGGACAGUGUGGUGUGUCGGUACAUUUGCUGCUAAAUGAGUUAUAUAGCAAGGCAGGACUCAAUCGGGAAUGGGGUUUGAUCCGUUACAUCUCUGGCCUUCUGAAAAAGAGAGUGGAGGUCCUUGCUGAGGCUUGUACUGACAUCUUGUCGCACCAUAAGCAGCUUACUGUUGGCCUUCCCCCGGAACCCCGAGAGAAAACCAUCACAGCACCCCUUCCUCCGGAACAGCUGGCAGCCCUGAUUUAUGAAGCGAGUGGACAAGAUAUUAGCAUUGCUGUACUUACACAGGAAAUAAUGCUUUAUCUGGCUAUGUAUGUCAGAUCUCAGCCAAGUCUCUUUGGAGAGAUGCUGAGGCUGCGGAUUGGACUCAUAAUGCAGGUGAUGGCAACUGAACUUGCACGCAGCCUAAACUGCUCUGGUGAAGAAGCUUCAGAAAGUUUGAUGAGCCUCAGCCCUUUUGAUAUGAAGAACCUACUUCACCAUAUCCUGAGUGGUAAAGAGUUUGGCGUAGAACGAAGCAUGCGUCCAAUUGAAUCAUCGGCCACUAGCCCCGCUAUAUCUAUCCACGAAAUGGGACACACAGGAGCAACGAAAACAGAAAGGAGCGGCAUCAACAAGCUCAGGAAUGAAAUGAAACAAAUGGAUAGGAGGUUUAGCCAAGAUGAUCAGUUUGGGCAUUCUGUCGCCAGCAGCAUCCAUUCCGCCAGGUCUACGAGAUGCAGCAGCCCUUCUUCUCCCACGGGUACUCUCUCCCCAACGGGAUUUGUUGGACCCCAUCUUGUUUUCGAUGACCACCAAGGUCAGUGGUUGAGAAGGAGAAGGCUUGAUGGGGCUAUAAACCGCGUACCGGUCGGAUUCUACCAGAGAGUAUGGAAUGUUUUGCAAAAGUGCCAUGGUUUAUCAAUUGAUGGGUAUGUUCUUCCUUCCUCGAGCACACGAGAGAUGACUGCUUGUGAGAUCAAGUUUGCUGUCCAUGUGGAAUCUGUUCUGAAUCAUGUUCCCCAGCCUGAAUACAGGCAGCUGCUAGUGGAAGCUAUAAAUGUGCUCACCUUGGUGUCAGACAUGGAAGUGGAUAGCUUUGGUAGCAUUAUCCACGUCGACCGCAUUGUGCACUCUGCCAAUGACCUCUUCCUUCAGGACCAGAAAGCCCUCGGUGCUGCAGAUUUCUACCUUGACCUGGAUCAAGCUACGGGAAUCUGCAACUUCUUCUAUGACAGCGCUCCAAGUGGAGCCUAUGGCACAAUGACUUACCUAACAAAAGCAGUAGCCAUCAGCUUACAGGAUUUCUUACCAAAUACCAGCUGUUCAAUGCAGUAGAAGGCAUAACCCAGAGUGGCAGAUAUAUAGAUUAUUUUUUUCUAAAAUUCUAAUGUACCUAUUUAUUUUACUUUAUAAGAAAUUUUAUUUAUGUAGUAUAUGUGUCUUUAAGUGAAUUGAAAAGUGAGUAACUGAGAGAUUUUAGCAGAAACAGUGAGACCCAAAAUAUUGUAGUUCUAACGUAAGAAGGACUCUUUGUUCCUUGAAAAUGUGUGAAAGGUAAAUGACUGUAAUUAUUUAUUUUAUUAUUACAAAUCUACCAAAAAUCUUAUUAUAGUUAGCAAAAUUCAAUAUAACUGUUAUUUAAAUAAUUAAAUUAAUGGUCAGAUUUUAGGAGAGUGUGGACAGUAAAGCAGUGCAGGAUGCGGAGGGCGCUGUUUUUGCCACUUUUUAUUUUUUUAGAAAACUGUAUCACACAAGGCAAUCAAGUAUGGGUCUGUUAUCCAGAAUGUUCGGGACCCGUGUUUUUCUGGAUAAGAGGUCUUUCCAUAAUUUGGAUCUCCCUACCUUAAAUCUAUUAAAAAAUUAAUUAACCAUUAAAUAAACCCAAUAGGAUUAUUUUGCCUGCAAUAAGGAUUAUUUAUACCUUAGGUGGGAUCAAGUACAAGGUACUGUUUUAUUAUUACAAAGAAAAAAAAGGAAUCAGGAAAAAAUGUGGAUUAUUUAAUUAAAAAUGAGUAUAUGGAAAAUGGUCUUUCCAUAUUUCUAAGCAUUCUGGAUAACAGGUUUCCGGAUAACGCAUCCCACACCUGUAGCAAUAAAAGACAACAGCAGGGACUCACAGGGUGGGUAUCAUUUCUGCCUAGCAGCACUGGGGUCCUGAGUUCAAUUCCAGCCAAGGCACUGUCUGCAUGGAUAGUUCUUCCCAUGUCUGUGUGGGUUUCCUUUGGUUUCCUCCCACACUCUGAAAAUAUAUAGGCAGUACGUGUUUGAAUGUGAUAGGGCCCUUAGACUGCAAGCUCCACUGGGGCAGGGACUGAUGUAAAUGAUGUAUGAUCUCUGUUGGGGGAUGGCAUUUGGAGGAUGCCUGGUGGGGUGGCACCUCACAGGGAGGCAGAUCAGCAUUGGCUAAAUGCCACACUAUAUCUGUCAUUAAAUGCUGAGGGCCACAAAGUUUUGUCACACUGUAAUAGAAUACAGGGGUCCAAGGGUACUACUGUGUUAUUAAAUGCUAGGGGCCAUAUCCUCAGUCCAACUUUCUAUAUAAGAAUAAGUAGAUGUGAUAAUAGGAAUGCUGGUGAUGUCAGUGGGCGGUGCAUACCAGUCUUACAGCUUUUCUGCCCACUAAGGAAAUCCCAAAUUCUCUUCACUUACAACCAGUUAUUUUUUAUCUUUUUUUUUAAAUGAAGGCAACAGUAGGCCUUUUUAUGAAAUAGGAAAAGUUACAAAUUCUGUUUUUUUUUGCACAUUAAUGAUGCAAAAUCCUUGUUAAUAUUUACUGUCUUUAUUUUUAAAAUAUUGACAUUAAUAUAUUGGCACAUGCAAUAUUGCACAGGAAACCUUAUUUAUCUGAAUACUGUGUUUGUGAGUGAAAGCAACCAUGUCUGAUGAUGUGGCCUCAAUCAGAAACGUAGGCUUUAGAAACGAGUAACGUUUGAACAAAGUGUCUUACAAACAGGACUUGAUUUGUCACUAUAAUGUGAUGUUAAGGAGAGUUCUACCCAGAGCGCCAUAGGAGACCAUUAGGCAUCACUUUAAAGUCUCUGGUAGGAUCAGAAUGAUUGGCACAGACAGUUGAGCCAUUAUCUAUUGAACCCAUAAAUCAAAUAUUUGUCCAUGAUACCUAUUUAAUAUAACUGAUGCAUAUUUAUUAAUAACAGUCUUGUUUCACAGAUAUUGUGUGAAUGUUACAUAUCCUGUACAAUCCACAGUGCUUUAUUUAGUCUGAAUGGAACUCAAAGAAUGUUUACCCUUUCUAAUAAUGUGCCCUGUGCCUUUCAUGGGAAAUAUUUCUGUUUAUAUUUUAGUAGCAUUUUGUCUCAUACAGUUGCCGUGGCAAUGGUUAGAUGCUAAUCUGUAUAACUGUGUUAUUAAAUGGACACAGGUUUUGUUGUAAACACCUGGGCCACACUGCUGAAAUCUUUAUCUGCUCAUUGAGAGAAGCAACACCUUCUAUUGCAGAAAACAACAUCUCCGGAGUUAAUUGUCAUUUUAUGGACCUUUCUGGUAUGCAAAUAACAGGUUCCCGCACACCAUAAACACACAUAAUAAUACACUUUCCCAGGCACAUUUUCUUGGUUCACUGGGGAAUUAAGUUCUUUUGUUUCCCGGUGCUUUAAAACGACUCUACUCCUGAUCUGACUACUUUAAAGUGUACUCUAGUUCUGAUCUGUGCAAUUCUUUCUUCAUGUACGCUAUGAAACAAUUUAGAAGGGACACAGUUACACCUUCAUAAUGCAGCAGCUUUAAUCCAGGGUUUAAGGGAACACAGACAUUUUUUUGGGUGUGUAUAUAUGUUAUUCUAAUAUACAGUACUGUCUUAAAUAGAAUAGAACAGUCUUCUGUUAAAGGGAUGCUUUCAUCAUAAUAAAGUGUUUAUAUUAAUGCAGUAUAAAUGCACAUAUGCCUCAGAUUUGUAUUGAGCAGUUUGACAACAUCCCCAUAAUUCUUGCAGCAAUUUGCCACUCACAUCAAAAAGGUGGCCAUAUGCGGGCUGAUAAAAGCUGCAGUCGGCACCAUAUUGGCCCAUGAGUGGGGCCCUCCAAUGGGCCUUCCCAACCCGUAUCUGACUGAAAAUGAUCAGAUGUGGAUCAGGCAGGGUUAAAAAUCUGUAUCCUGAUUGUGUGGCCCUCGAGCUAAACGACUGGAUCAAUCCAAUAUCAUUCCCCAAAAGGUGGGGAAAGUUGUGCUUGUUUGGCAACCUUGUCAAAUGAGUGGAUCUUUUAGUGUAUGGCCAGUUUAAAAUGUAUUUAGUUAGAAAUAGUCCUUAGCUGCUGUCAGCUUAUUCAGAUUAUACUGUAUAUGUUUAAAUGCCUGUGCCUGUACCAAAGCUUAGCUCAGCGUUUUGAAGGCUUUGGUUACUUUCCAAGACCAGAAUUAUGGAGUGAGAAUACUGCAGUCACAUUAAAAUGAUUCACAGAUCCUACUCUCAUAUUAGAAUGUAUUUACCAGACCAAGUUAUACAACGCUUGAUGUCCUGUAGGACAUAACAGUGACACAAGAUUGUGCAUGAAGAUUCUGUACAUUGCUGCACUAUUCAGACUGGCCUGCAGAUCAUUAGUGAAUGUGUUUAUUCAAUUGUUUCUUUUUAAUGAAUAGUUUUACAUUUGCACAAUGAAUUAUGAAACUGGUAUUUAUUGGCUUUUCAAAGAGAUGUAAAUAGUAAACAUCAUUGCUGCUGUAUUUAAUAAAUAUUAAUUAUUAAGUCUUUUCAAAUGAUUUAACUAAUACAUUUUUGUUCCCUCUCCUGGCAAUGUAAGGGGAAAAAUCCAUAAAUAAAAGGAAAAUUGCACUAAU
Molecule: messenger RNA, 7654 nt
Organism: Xenopus tropicalis (tropical clawed frog)
Lineage: Eukaryota; Metazoa; Chordata; Amphibia; Anura; Pipidae
Gene: phka2
Product: phosphorylase kinase, alpha 2 (liver)
Exons: 34
Coding region: 476-4198 (1240 amino acids)
Source: RefSeq, a predicted model, not a curated record